UGGAAAACAGAUGAUUUCCGCUGUCAAUCGAAAAUUAAAUGGCUUUAAAGAACUUAAAUGAAAUGAGAGCAUCGUAAUGCAACUAGAAAUUCAUCCCAGUGUUAUGGAAACUUUGUUUACGCGAGAUAAUAUGUGACGUAUUGCUUGAUUUACGCUGGAAGCGUCUAUUCCCAUCCUCUGGCCUAAUUUGCACAAAUUGUCAGCUGAGAUGUGGGUAAGCGUGAAUGUUUGGUUGCUGCUAGUCUUUUUUCCUUCGUCAAGAGCAUCAUGCCAGCACCAAAGAACAGUCCUUACCAAUUUAACUGGCAUCCUUACUGAAGAGGUUCCAGACGAUCAACACAGCACCUAUCCACAUUAUGCCAGAUGUGAAUGGCUUAUUGAUGCUCAGCACCCAAAUAAGACCAUCAUUCUCAAUUUCGAGUAUAUAGACACAGAGUGCUCCUACGACUUCCUGUUCAUCUACGAUGGCGACUCCUACAACUCUCCCAUGCUUGCCAGUCUUAGUGGAAGCAACAAUCCAGAAACUAUUUUGGCUAGAUCCGGGAAGAUGCUGAUGUACCUGUUCAGUGACAGAAACUAUGAACGGAAGGGCUUCAAGGUUCACUAUGAGAUAAAAGACUGCCCAUUUAACUGCUCCAAUCAGGGCAACUGUGUGGACUUCAGAUGUUACUGCUACCCCGGCCGGACUGGGGAGUUCUGUGAGAGAGAACAAUGCCCUCUAGAUUGCUCACAUGGACAGUGUGUACCAGAUGAUGAAAAUGAUAACAUGACUUCCAGCUGUAAAUGUGAUCCAGGAUACAUUGGGUAUAUGUGCAAUAUAAGCAUCAAUGAUGCUGAAGGGAGUGAAUACUGGUACGAUGUUUUACCACAGGGCAUGGGGUUAAAGUCCAGAUCAGCCCAUGCUGGUGCUUUUUUACAAGAUAUUCAGUGUUUGUAUGUGUUCGGCGGAUUUUCUCUGAAUGAAGUUUUAGGUGAUCUCAAAAAGUAUUGUUUUGACACAAAUAGAUGGGAUGAUGUUGAAAAAAAUAAUUCAUGGCCCGAAGGGCGUUACGAACAUGCAGUGGUGGUAUUUGAAAACGGGUUUUACAUGUUUGGUGGUAUAUUAGAAAGCGGGUCUUACAGUAACCAGUUAUGGUAUUUCAAUGCAUCUUUAGAAACAUGGGAAAUGCAUGCCAAUGACAGCACUGUUCAACCAUUGGAACUAUCAGGGCAUACAUUGACCAGGGUUGAAGAUGAUUUAUACGUGUUUGGUGGCAAAACUGUGGAUGGCCAGUUUUGGGCGAAAAUGUAUAAAAUCGACGGAUACAUUCCAUCUCAGUGGGAGGAGGUUCUACCUUUGGCAGGAAAGUCUUCAGCACGCAGACUAGUCGGACACUCAGCUGUGUACCAUAAUGAAUCUAAAUCAUUGCUGAUCUAUGGUGGCUACUCCCACUCACCAGACCAACCAAGAUAUGGCUCACAUACAAAUGAUCUGCAUAUAUUUCACAUAAAAAACUUGAUAUGGUCAAAGAUCAACUUUGACAUUGACAAAAUUUCUCAAAAUGUUCCUAGUCAGCGCUCCUUCCAUAGUGUUCAGAUCAUGGGGAACUACAUGGUAGUGUACGGGGGAAAUGCCCACAUUCACCAUGAGGUGGAAACGUGUUACGACUAUAAGAUCUACCUGUACCACCUUGGCUGUCAUGUAUGGGUGGAUGCCUCCACAUUGAUGGGAAAGUACAUGGAAGUCAUUGAGUCUACAACUAAUCGAGGGCGUGUCAGUCAUGUGUCUGCUGUUGCCAAUGGUAACCUGUUGCUGGUUGCUGGGGGUUAUGCAGGCUAUGUGAAGGGUGAUCUCCGGCUGUUCAAGUUUCCACAAAUCAUAGCACCACCAAGUUAUGAAGCGGGCCUUGACCUGGAUUACUGCAUGAACAUCACCUGGAGGGACAAGUGUCAGACCAACCCAGCCUGCUUCUUCUGUAACGACCCAAAAUCCUGCAUGCACCGCACUCUCGAACAUAAAUGUAAAGAAAUGACCAGCUACAUGGCGAUGCCACGUGCACUUUGCCCUGGCAUCUGCCCACGGCUCACCACGUGUAUCUCGUGCCUGAGCCAGGGUCAGGGUGCUUCGCUCACUGAAAAAUCCCUGGAGAGGCGCACAUACAUACAGCCCUGUAACUGGUGUGUCAAGGAGGCCAAGUGUCAGCAGAGAUCAAAGCCUCAGGGAAACUGCAUCUCGCCCACCAACACUGUGUCAGGUACGGUGGGCUGGUGGAACGGUUUAAGCGCCUCCUUGAGUCAGAUUGAUCAGUGUCGUGUAGAGGACCUCCCGGCUGGUCUCAUUGCGACCAAGUAUCGCUCUGGUUUCGGGGAGAACAACAUGCCUGAUGAGGUGGAGAUAAUCAGACAAACCACCGAGUCUGAGACAUUUCGACACAUCUAUGUCCGUCAGGGAUACAAAAGCCAAAUUCGCUGGUCAGGUUUUAUUCACCCACUCAACGCCUCUGUGACUGGGCUUAUCAGCAGUCCACUGAUGCAGUACGCCCUGCAACUCAUGGUGGAGAAGAUAUCUGUCAAGAUCUGGCUCAGCAGGAAUGAGACCAAACUAGCUGAAAAGGUUUUUGACCUGGACAUCAAGGACAAGAAUGGCCGUAUUGAAGAUGAACAGAUGACAAGAGCUGAUCGCAGUCUUCUUUUCCCUAACAUCUCAAGGGGCCUUAAGUACUACAUAGAACUGAGCGGCCUUCAUGACUACCCAAACUACUCUGAGAGCAUGCACCUUGGAGUGAAAAUGUACAACCUGACACUCAAGUGGGAUGGGAAAGCAAACAAUGGUAACCAAAUGCCCAAGUACCACCCGUUUAGCUAUGAAUUCCUGGAACCAUACAGCCAGGGUGACUGUAAGAAGUUUACCAACUGCCUCUCCUGUAUGACGGACACCAAGUGCGGCUGGUGUGACCCCAUGGAUAGUUGCAUGCAGCGAAACAACUCCGACAACACAUGUGUGGGGGAAGGGAGUGUACUCAUGAUCACCGAGCCGUCCGUCUGUCCUGUGUGUUCCGAUCAUGUGGAGUGUGACUCAUGUUCAGAGGAUCGUCUAUGUGAGUGGGUACGAGACUCAGUGUGUUGUGUACGUCGAGGUCAGGCUGAGGAGAGCAAGGUCGUCCGUCACCCAGAUCAGUGUCCUGCCACUUGCCAUGAGCGACAGAACUGCAGCUCUUGUCUGGACAUUAGUGAGUGUGCAUGGUGCGAGAAUCUACGAACUUGCCUCCCGUUCUAUGACUACGUAUCUCGACACCGACAUGGCCAGUGCACGGAGUGGAUAGACAGUGAGACUAAAAGCGCCAGUAACCCCUUCAUGUGUAGAAAUUGCUCUGAACACAAGAAGUGUGACAAGUGCAUGCUGACCUUCAAUUGUGGGUGGUGUGGGAACGUAGCUAAUCCAACCAUCGGGGUCUGCAUUGAAGGAGACUUUGCUGGUCCUUAUGGAAAUGUCACUUGUUCGGCGAUAGUGAACACAAACCAUGGUAAUAUUGUGAAGAUGUCUGAUCACUCCGAUUGGUCGUACAGCAGAUGCCCUGACGUUAAUGAAUGUACCCUAGGUCUCUCACAUUGCCAUGCCAAUGCCACGUGCACGGACACACCUGAUGAGUAUAUCUGCACAUGCAACAGAGGUUUCUAUGGAGAUGGAAAGUCAUGCACAAAAACGUGUUACCACAAGUGUGCCAUGGGAGAAUGCCUGGAGGACCAGGGGGAAUAUUACUGUGACUGUAACAUAGGCUGGACAGGGGAGGACUGUGCUGUAGACUGCAAGUGUAAUGGACACAGUGGUUGUGAGUUUGGUGUGGGAAAGUGUGAUUUCUGUCUCAAUGGGACAACUGGGCCAUACUGUAACGAGUGUCUGGAGGGAUACUAUGGGGACCCCAAGACAGUCGAUGGCUGCUUCCCCUGUCAAUGCAAUGGGCAUGGAAAUGAGUCCCUUGGUCUGUGUAACAACUCUACAGGGGCUUGCUACUGCACCGGGCACACCCAGGACUACCACUGUAACAAGUGUAUGGACAACUAUUAUGGGAACCCAGGAAAUGGUGGGAAGUGUUACCUGCAGUGUGACCAUGGUAUGAUAGUGAACAACCUGACAGCAGGCUCCAUGGGCUCCCACAGUGGGCCAGGGGUGUCAGGCUGGAGGGCCUACUGCCUGUGGAUCCUGAUGACGGAGCCUCGGGCCCAUCCACAGAGCAUCACUUUCACCCUGGAGCAGCUUGCAGUGGAGUGUGAACUGGACCAUGUGUAUGUGUAUGAUGGUAUCCCUGAGUUUAUAGACAGUGCGGGCCUUGGUGUGUUACUGGGAGCCUUCUGUGGGUUCCACUCAUUGGACAUCAACGUCACCGCCAACUCCGGAAUACUCACCGUUUAUUUUGAUGCUGACAUUAGCGGCGAUAAUUCCACUACCCAAGGCUUCAACGCCAGCUACCAUGUGAACAGGUGCAACCAGAUAUGUGACAACCAUAGCAACCAGAUGUGUUACCAUGGUGAUUGUGUUUGUAAAGAGGGCCUGGCUGGGUUUCCAGGAUGCAACAUCACAGUCUGUGAAGAUGGAUAUACAUUCAACAAGGAGGAGUCGAGUUGUGAAAAAGUGAUCACCGAGGGAUCAGCCACCUACCAGAUAACUGCCUUCCCCCCACCCCCCUCGACUCUACCCCAAGGUCCCAACACCCUGAGCUAUGACCCUGUCAGUCACACCUAUGACCCCUGGGGUCAGCGUGGCCCCGUGCCUCGGUAUGGUCAUGUGUUGAUCCACUGUGAUAAUGACAUCAUGUACGUGUUUGGAGGGCGAUCAUUGAAGUAUGGACUGCUGAACGAUAUUUGGCAGUACAGUUUUGUAACCCAUAAUUGGACGGAAGUUAAGCCCAUCUCUAAUAUUCAACCAAACUCCAGGUACUUCCACACAGGUGUGUGUAUCCCAGGACGUAAGACUUUCUACAUAUUUGGGGGACUGGUGGGACAACAUGACACCAGCAAGGAGAUGUGGAAGUUUGCCAUCGAUGCUCGCAAGUGGUCAGGACCAAUGGAGCCAGUGUGGGUGAGUGAAGUUGCAGGCCACAGUAUGACGCUGACAUCGGAAGAUAAGCUGGUGAUUAUUGGUGGGUUCUCAACGAAAGACUACUUCAGUGACAGUGUGUACGUGUUUGAUUUCAACAGCUACCCCACAAACUGGGAGAGGCACAAUACGGACAACAUCACACAGGCUAAACCUACAGGUAUCUAUGGGCACAGUGCGGUAUACGAGCCCCAAUCACAGACCAUUUACAUCUAUGGGGGCUAUGUGUACCGAGAAGAAAGAUGGAGAGUAUCUCGUAGUCUCUUCACCUACGAUGUCGCCACAAACUCAUGGAACCUUCUUCAGCCAGAGGUUCAGGAUCUGCCUGAGAUGGAGCAGUUUUUGAAGGAGACACGGUAUUUCCACAUAGGGGCUGGUUUAGCUGGUCACAUGGUUAUCCUGGGAGGGUUUUCCCACCAGCACGAGCCCAGUGAUGUGGCCCUCGUGUACAACUACCGCUGUAACUACUGGCACAGGCUUCAUCUCGAUGACAAGACAGGUCGAGAGCUCCUCUCCCUGGUUGGAGCGAAGGCUGUUGUGUAUGAGGAUGCCGUGUACGUGUUUGGAGGUCUGGGAUCCCGAGUGCAGGGAACUCUGUACAGACUCAAACUGCCUAGAGACAUAUGCAACAUCUACAAUACCUCUUGUCGAAGUAAGCCCGGAUGCUCUGAGGCCCAGCUGAGGGUGGAGGAUCAGAAUGAAACUGUGUGCUUCUCCACCGAUGGUGACCCACCUCCCAGGCGAGGACGUUACGUGGCCAAGUAUUUGGCUGCUCGCUGUGACCUUGACUGGCACGACACACGCCGAUGUGGGAACAUUAGAAACUGCUCUGAGUGUAUUGCCACAUAUCCACAGUUUAAACAAGCACAGCCGGCAUGCACCUGGUGUACAAAGUGCGUGUUUGGUCGAUGUAUCAGUCGAAGGGACACGUGUAGGGGCCAGAUGAAGUGUGAGAUAGUUCCAAAUACAUCCAACUCCUCUGCACUGACACCUGUGACCCCUACAUGCCCAGUGAAGCUCUGUAUUGCCUCAACGUGCCAACGCUGCAAGGAUCAGGGCUGUCUGUGGUCACUGAACAUACCUAGAGAGACCAUGAGCACAUUCCUACCCUCAAAAGAGUGGACUUGUGUUCUUUCAAAGCGGAUGUACCUUGGUUACCAUGGCAACCGGACGGAAGUGCUGGGGCAGAAAGAUGAGUGCCCGAAACCGUGUUAUGAAUAUGAGUCGUGUGGAGAGUGCCUCAGCUCAAUUGGGGGAGAGGGAGGUGCUAGCGAGUGCUUUUGGAGUGAGGGUCUUAAUGAGUGUAUGCCACCAGCCUACUUGUCCCUCCACUGCCUGGGUGGGGUAUGCGGUACAAUCCUGCAAGGCCCCCGAGACAAAUGUCCCCUGCCCUGUUCCACAUAUACCAAGUGUGCGGAUUGUCGCCAGGCACAGGGGUGUGGAUGGUGUGCUGAUGGGAGCGAGAAUGGACGCGGGGUGUGCCUCCAGGGCACGCUCAGUGGGCCUUUCAACCAGCAGAUGUGUAAGAAGAAGAAUAAUGCCUAUCCUGAGAAAAAAACAGACACAGACGUAUUUGAGCGUGACCCGCAGUGGGCGUACGCAACAUGUCCACCAGAAAAUGAAUGUCUAAACGGCCACGACAACUGUGAUACGGACACAGAGGAUUGCAGUGAUCGGCUAGUCGGCUUUUUGUGCACAUGUAAACGAGGAUAUAAGAGGGAAGACAAGGACGGUGUGAGCGUUUGUAAACCAGUCUGCCACCAGGAGUGCGGUGAAGGUGAUUGUGUCCGGCCUGACGAAUGUGUGUGCCACUUUGGGUAUGUGGGGCGUAACUGUUCCACCAAGUGUGAGUGUAACGGCCACAGCGACUGUGCCAGCGUGGAGGAGAAGAGGAAAUGUCUUAACUGUACAGAUAACACACAGGGUUCCCAGUGUCAGGAGUGCAAGCCCCUGUAUGUGGGGGACCCCAGGGAUGGUGGACGGUGUACCUCAUGUCAUGACUUCUGCCAUGGUCACUUUGAUGUCUGCCUCUAUUACCUAGACACUGCACGCUUUGGCCAAGAGAUUGACAGACUUCUGAAGAAAUAUGGGAGUGCCAAGUCUCAGGCUUUUUAUGAAGAGUUUAAGCGUUACCAGCAUGCGGGCCCUACAACCCGGAACAGCACCAAGUGUUUAAGUUGCCGUGACAACACAAAAGGCGAGCGAUGUGAGAAAUGUGAGCCGGGAUACUUCCGCAGACCAAACAUGAAACCAGAUGAACCCUGCAUCAAAUGCAUGUGUAAUGGUCACGGGGACAGCUGUGAUGCAGACAGCGGCCUGAACUGUGUGUGUAAGAACAACACAGAGACGCGGUGUAGCAUUGAACAGGGAAAUAGUGACCCCAAAUGCCAUGAGAAACAGUGUGCUGACUGCAAAGAGUAUUUCCUGGGAAAGCCAAAGAGUGGCCACCAGUGUUACCGCACGAUGACCGUGAGUCGUGACUACUGUCUCGAUCCCAACACGCAGGCUGAGUGUAACAGGAUUCCUACAGCCUUGGAUCAUGGAGGGACGGUCUUUUUCGUUGUUCAGCCAAAAUAUGUGAAUGUGGACAUCAGGGUGACCAUUGACAUCACCUUUGGAGGUAUCGAUGUGUUUUUCUCCCCUCGAGAGGACACAUUUGUAGUCCACACUGACAGAUACACUGGCAAACACGUAGUUGACCUUGACCCUGGAUACAAGACUUACACACGCCGUAAAAGAUCUGAAAUCGUGGUCACUGAACAAAGUUAUGUGCGAGAAGUGGAGGCUAAAACUUUGAACACAUUCAUUACUGUGCACAGUCCAGAGACAAUUCUGGUAAUCCGCAAUCUGCGAGGAAGGCUUGUGAUCACACUGCCAAAUGAGAAGUUAAACUUGAAAACUUCCCGGUUUUAUAUGGUGUUUUUGAGCACUGGGAGUAGUGUAAGGAAUGAGACCCUGGGAAAUAUAUACUUCAGACAGGAUCAGCCUCAUAUUGACCUGUUUGUUUUCUUUUCUGUGUUCUUUUCCUGCUUCUUUCUGUUUCUUGCCAUGUGUGUUCUUGUGUGGAAAUUCAAACAAGGCUGUGACGCUCGUCGUAAUCGUCAGCAGCGUGCACAAGAGAUGCUUCAUAUGGCCUCUCGGCCGUUUGCUAAAGUACUUAUCCAUAUAGACCAUCCAGUGACUCCAUUUAAUAUAUCUCCAAGUUUACGACCACGACCUCCACGUAAGCCAACGGAGCGGACCCCAUUCUUAGCCAGUGAGCCAAAUAUUCCCCUCUCUCAGACAGUGAAUACCUCGCGUGAUAAGUUUAACAUUGUGCCCAUAGCAACAGAACCUACAGAGGAUGGUAUAUCAGCAGUGGGUACGAUCGUGUUCCAGCUCCCGGGGGGAAACUCCGCCCCCUCUCACCUCUGUCUGGGCUCAGCGCUGAUCACUCAGGUCAGCCACAUGGGGAAAAACAGGCGUCUUCCUGUCUCUUCUAAUUGCUAGCAGAAAAGAACUGGCAGGGAUGAAACAAAAUUAGGAUUCGGGAGAAGCUUUUUUCAAGAUUGUUUAAUAAUUCCUUAGCGUGAAAUAGCAUAAGUUAGUUUUAAAUUCAUGUACAAUUUUUCUUAUUUUUAUCCGAGGCAGUCUUUAUUUCGCUGUACUUAUUGUAAAGAUAUACUGGUUCAUAAACAGUCUUUGUACCACCGAUAUUAUUCAUCGUUAUCUUCUUUUGAUUUGUGUAAGUUAUGUUUUUAAAAAAAGUCAUACCAUGUCAUUAUAUCAAAUUCCAUUGUAUUAAAUCAUUGUUGUUAUUUCUACAUGAUCAUGCUUUAAAAAGGUCAUUACAUCAUUUAUAAUGUUGCUUCUCAUACAGUGAUUCAUUUUGAAAUCUGCUUGGGUGCAUCUGUUCGGACUCAGAUAUUUCACCACCAUGAGUCCUGAGCUAAAAUCUGAGAGUCCCAAAUAUCACUUUGUGCAACUUAAAAACAGUGCAUCCCAAGGAUUCAAAUUUUCAGAAUUAUGGGUCUUCGGAUAAAACAAUGUAUAGGACUCCGGAUGCCCAUCAUAAUGAAUCAUUGCAAAUACAGACAGUUAAGUUUAACUGAAUGCACUUCAAUGCAAGCUUCCUUCUCAUUUUAGUUUAGGUAUGCUAUAUGUAGUAAUGUGUAAAUGUGGAUUAUUGUGAGUAGAUAUGCCACUUAAGCCUCCAGCCUUAAAGGAUUUUAUUUUGGUAAGACUUCUAUAAACUUUAUUGAAAUUGAAAUUUUACAUCAAACAGCAACUGACAGAUAUAUUCAUUUGAAUGGAAAUUUGUAAAUACAAACCCAAAAUAAUACAAUUUUGAAUAGAGUUAUAACACUUUAUGGCAAAUAGAGCAUUUCUGUGACAGUUUAAGAUGAAUAUUAACACUAAAGAGAGAAUUUUCUGUGACGGUUUAAGAUGAAUAUUAACACUGAAGAGAGUAUUUUCUGUGACAGUAUAAGAUGAAUAUUAACACUGAAGAGAGAAUUUUCUUUGACGGUAUAAGAUGAAUAUUAACACUGAAGAGAGAAUAUUCUGUGACGGUAUAAGAUGAAUAUUAACACUGAAGAGAGUAUUUUCUUUGACGGUAUAAGAUGAAUAUUAACACUGAAGAGAGUAUUUUCUGUGACAGUAUAAGAUGAAUAUUAACACUGAAGAGAGUAUUUUCUGUGACAGUAUAAGAUGAAUAUUAACACUGAAGAGAGUAUUUUCUGUGACAGUAUAAGAUGAAUAUUAACACUGAAGAGAGAAUUUUCUGUGACAGUAUAAGAUGAAUAUUAACACUGAAGAGAGUAUUUUCUGUGACAGUAUAAGAUGAUACCUCAACACUAAGAUCCUCUGUAAGCUUUGACCAUGUUUUUGUCAUUGGUUUGACCAUUUUGUUCACAAUUUACAUGAAGAUAUAUGUUUCCAUCUCUGACCCCAUAAAGCAUAAGAGAGUCCCUGUAAGUGUACAUAUUCUCUAAAAGUUUAAAUUCUAUGUUUUAGAAGUCUUAUUAUUUUAUUGAUAUUUAAAAUUUAAUGUAAAAAAACAAUCUUUAACAUUACGAUAAGCAUUUUGUAUUUUUUUUUUUGCCAUAGUGAAGAUUUUCAAAUGUUUAUAACUUUUGUAUACCUAAGAGCAUUUAUAUAUCUCCUGUAGCUUUCAAUGUAAGAUGGCUGACGGUUGGCUAAUGGUUGUCACUGUCAAAAUGGUUUUUAAAAUAAUGUGAGUUUUUCAUUCCAAAUAACUUCCAUAUGCAGUUUUUGAAUUAGCACGUCCGUCAUUGUUUGUAUUAAAAGAUAAUGAAGAGAAGUUAACAUUGUCUGUAAGCUCUGAAUAUCCUUUUAGACACUUAUUAGUGCAUUUUAGUGCCAAAGUAUUGUAUGUAAAAUUAAAAUGAAAUAUUGUUGAAAUGUACAUGUAGUUAGUGGUAUGAUUUUGAUGUUUUAUUGGCACAUGCUCGUGUGCUAUUUUAUAUUGCUUAGUGGCUAAUUUGGCUGAAGUACACUCUAGUUAUGUUUCAGUGUUAUGUGAGCAUUCAUUUGGAAUGACUCUGUAUUUAGGAUACUAGUUUGUCUUAAAGUUCCUCUUUUAAACACAAAGAAGGCAGAACUUCUGACAUACAUGGUCUUGACAGUCAAGCAUCCCAUUUUGCUACUAUAAUGAUGGUGGAAAAUAAAUCCAGAUAUUUUAUAAUCAGAAAUUGGAAUAAAAAGAUUGAAUAACUGAAAUAGAUUUUAAUAAAAACCAUAACCUUUUCUAGAAAUAACAAAGCAAGUACAUAAAAUGUUUUGUAUAACACAUGCUCCAUAACUUGCAGUGUAGAACAGCGUCAUCUGUGAUAAUUUUAUUUUAGCCCUUGAUCAAGCACUCGUGAUGUGGGCACUUGUACAGUUAUGCAACUACUUCCCUAGGUAAUAGAGUGUUUGAUUUUCACUGUGAAGAUGUAUGAUUAUGGAUGCCUGAUAUUUUCUUCCCUCAAAGUAUCUUAGGGUUGGUAAGCCCUUUAGAUAGCUCUGUUGUCAUCAUUAUCAUCGUCCAAGAACAUAAACAAUGUCAUAACUGGUAAAACAUUCAAUAUAUUCCACUGAAACUUUAUACACCUGUUAACGCUAACAAUACGCACAUUGUGGUUUAAUAAUUGUUGAGUUAUGCCAUAAGUUAUCUCAUUAUGCGAUUGUGUUUUUAUUUAGCUUAUUAAGUGAAUUACAUGUAUGCCAGUGAAGCAAUGUUAUUUUUAGCUUUUGAGUAUAUGGUUUAUUUUUAACAUUACACAAUAUAAAUAAGUUUGCUUUGUACAAUAUUAAUAAACGCUACUAACAUCAACUUUCAUAAAAUAUCAAGGUUCUAAGACUUGUGAAAGUGUUGAUGUUUUGUUUUGCUCAAGUUUUUGUUUAACUGGCCCAUAUUUCUUGAAUUAUGUUCAGUCCCUAAUAACAGGAUCAAGCUUAACUCACUUUUAUUGUUUUGGUAUAAUUUGUGUUGUAUUCUCAUUUUGACGAGUUCUAAGCCUUUUAAGGAAAUUAUCUAAAUGAUAAUCACGAUUUACAUAUAUUUUUUUAUUAUUUAAAAUGAAGUUUAAGUAAUUAAUUUGGCUAAAUGAAAUAAGAGACCCAAGCUUUUUACUUUUAAGAUGUUUAAAGAAAUUGGGGCCUGUACCCUGUUUCAGUCAAGGUCUUAGGCUUAAGAUCAUAUUUCUUGGCUUAACCCUGUUAGGGCUUGUCUUUGGAACAUUUAUGAUAAAGAUUCUGCCCAUAACUUUACAGGUAUGUCAAAGUACUCAUAAGUCGUGUAAGGAUUACGAUUAAGAUAUCUUUUUGAAACAGGGGCUGGGUGGUUAUAUCUUUGUAUAUUCUUCUAUUUCAAACUGUAUGACCUCACUGUUUUGUUCUCUUAGUUAGAUUCUAUAAAACUUGAGUCAAAAAUAUGAAUUGUAUGCUGUACUUAUUUAUUUAAUGAAUUAAGCUUAUUUUUACUAAAAUAAGACAAUAUUAUACACCAAAUUCUGCACUUUAUUAUACCAGUACAUUUUGCACAUGAUAUUUUUAUGUAUAUGUUUGAAUUUUGUCAAUGUGUCAUUUCAUUGUUCUAUUCUACUGUGUGUCAUGUUCAAUGUGUCAAUAGUUGUAUGAUAUUUUGAGAAGCUUUUGUAUCUAGUUUUUGUACAGUUUGUAUAUAGAGCCCUUUUUUUUACACAUCUUCACUGUACAUAAUGAAUGUGAUUUUGUAUCAUGAAUGAAUUUUUGCACAGUAUCAAAUAUUAAGCAUUACUGUUGUUACGGUUACAUGAUAGAACAUGAUAGAAUGAUUGUUUUACAUAUAUUUACAUUGUCUUGUACUUUUUAUCAUUUUCCAUAAACUAUAUAACUGGCAUAGUAAUGAACAGGUCUUCAAACUUACAUGGACUUUAUGGGAAUUGCCAAAUUGAAUUAGGGCAUUCAUGAUUGCUUACAUGCUCCGGAAAUGAAUUUCAGUCCUUCAAUAAAUGACUAAUUGUUCAUGAUUCUAGUAUAUUAGAACCUUUAUGUGUAAUGUGCGGGUUUAACUGUUUUUAUUGUGUAUUUGGAUCAGUGUUGGCUUAAAAAAAGAAUUACCGGGUUUUCACAUAGUGAAACAUUGUAAUUAGAAUGAAAUAUGUUGUUGUUUGGACGGGAGACGUUUAACUGGCCGUCAAACUCUCCUAUGAAACUAAAUAACUUCGUUACGGUUGACAUAUUAUGACCACACUUGGUAUAUAUGAAGAGUUUAUGGAUACCUUUUUUGCGUUUUGGGUCUCUGCAGUCAAGGUCACUGUUACUAAAAAACAACAGUUGUAACUGAAUUAUCUUCAGUUUUGGUUGACAUAUUGUGACCAGACUUGGAAGAAAGGUAGAAUUUAGGCGUGAUCAAACUUGGUAUAUAGGAAGAGUUUAUGGAGACAUUUCAUGGGAUUAUGUGUAGGUCAAAGUCACUGUUACUAAAAAUAGAAAAACAGUUGAAACUGAAUACGCUCAGUUUAUGUUGAAAUAUUGCGAGGAAACUUGGUAUAAAGGAAGAGUUUAUGGAGAUCUUCCAUGGUGCAACCAGGUGCAACAAAUCAGCUAAGUUAUAAUUCUAACACCACAGGCUGAGUUUCUUUUGUCAGUCAUUGAAAACCUGGAAUUGACGCAUUGUGGCUUAUCUUGUAUUAUAAUUGCAUUCUUUGUCAAAAUGUACCUCAUACCUUGUCUGAUUACAUCGGUUUUUUACGCCAGUAGAAAUCAUGCCACCUUAUUCUUGGGAUAAUAACCCAUUACGGGACGGCUUGAUGUGAACCAUUACAGGCAGAAAUGGAUGUGAUAGUGAUUUUAAAGCAAUCAGUUUUUGUCAUCAUAGUAGAUAUGUUUUACACACAAAAAAGGCAUAUCAAUGCAUCCACAACCUUACAUACACAUAAAACCAUGGGAAUCGCAGUUCUAUUAUGUAACAAGAAACUGAUGUCAUAUCAUCUGUUUCUCUCAGACCCAUUUCUGCUUGUCCUGGUUCAUGUUAUUAUUAAGCUCUGUUUGAGUAAAACGUGCUCAUUUAAUUAUUGAUCAGUAUUACAUGAUGAUUUGUAAAUGUAUAUUGUAUGUUAUUGGGUGGGAGCCAAACAGUUUUAAGUUCUUCUCUUUUUAAUGUCACUUAAAACUGUUUUGUAUUCAUCUCUGAAUGUCAAGGGGUAAGAGUGAAAAGGUUCUAUCUGCUAAAUUAUUAAAUGUUACUUAGAACUUUUUCACUUUAAACCCUCAAUUAGUGUACAUGCCAGUCGAAUUUCUUGUGUAUAUUUAUCAUUGUGAAUGGUUUUGAUAUAUUGGUUAUAUUUCGGCCAGUUGCUAUUAUAUAUCUAUUAUGUAAUUGUUGUUAAACAUUUUGAAUGAAUCUUCGAUGUGCGUUUUAUGGAACAUAUAUAUCACUCACAUUUGAAAUAUUAUUAAAAUGAGAAAAUAC
This is a messenger RNA of Mya arenaria, 14012 nucleotides long. RefSeq names its product multiple epidermal growth factor-like domains protein 8. The record is from RefSeq and is a predicted model, not a curated record. Gene Ontology annotation, molecular function: protein binding; calcium ion binding. Lineage: Eukaryota; Metazoa; Mollusca; Bivalvia; Myida; Myidae. The coding region runs from base 209 to 8563 and encodes 2784 amino acids. The transcript has 38 exons.